AGGAGGCACGUAGAGUGCGUAAGGUUGGAGGAAAGGGGGAAAAAAAGAACGAGCGCGAGCGAAGAAAGCAUAGAGCAACGGACGGAGAAGGAAUUUUUAAAAAAGAGGAGAGAGGCAAGGAAGAUUUCAGGUCCGCGGAGGUUUUUUUUGGGAGGAUUUAAAAAAAAAUAUUUUUAAAAAGGAAAAUAAUCAGUGUGCAUGGAGUUACGAGGAGCGGAAGUCCAGUGGUGGAUAUCAGUGUUUAAAUCCGGUGAUUGGUAAAAUCUCAUUCGACUCGUUGGGUGAAAGCGGAGGGAUCCGCCAUGGCUGGAGCUGCUGGAUCUCCACCUCAGUGUAUGAAAAAAAUAUGAAACAUAUACUGGAAUUCUGUUUAUAAUAGUACAAAAAAACUCCUUGUUUUUUUUUAGAGGCUGUUGUACACCAUAUUGAUAUUGUGUGUACAGAGACAAUAAUAAAUAAUAAUACACAGGAGAAGCGGUUUGUUCGAGGCCCUGUUUUCUGAUGAAAUAAAAUUUGCCUUGACAACAGUAUUCAAGAUUUUAGCCAAGUCCUUGAAGGGGAAAACAAACAAACAAACAAACAAAACGACCAAAUACAAACAAGGAGACAGGAAAUACAAGCUGUGGACGUGAAAGAAGAAGAUAGUCUUAGGGUAUUUUUCCUCUUUCCCUUCAUCCCGUCCUCCAUUUUUUACACAAUAAUCCUAGUCGGAGAUUAAAAGUCGAGGCUCCAGGCAGAUAUUUCUUUGCUCACACACAGGUUGGAGUCGGUGUUGAGGAUUGGGAGCAUGUCGGGGCGGCCCAGGACCACGUCCUUCGCUGAGAGCUGCAAACCCGUGGCUCAGCCUUCAGCGUUCGGGAGCAUGAAAGUCAGCAGAGAUAAGGAUGGCGGUAAGGUGACGUCAGUGAUGGCGACUCCAGGCCAGGGUCCCGAUCGGCCUCAGGAAGUCAGCUACACGGACACAAAGGUGAUCGGGAACGGUUCAUUCGGAGUCGUCUACCAGGCCAAGCUGUGCGAGUCCGGAGAAAUGGUGGCCAUCAAGAAGGUGCUGCAGGACAAGAGGUUUAAGAACCGUGAGCUGCAGAUCAUGAGGAAGCUGGACCACUGCAACAUCGUCCGCCUCCGGUACUUCUUCUACUCCAGCGGGGAGAAGAAGGACGAGGUGUAUCUGAACCUGGUGCUGGACUACGUCCCCGAGACUGUGUACAGAGUCGCCAGACACUACAGCCGAGCCAAACAGACCCUCCCCAUGGUUUACGUCAAGUUAUACAUGUAUCAGCUCUUCAGAAGUCUGGCCUACAUCCAUUCGUUUGGAAUCUGCCAUCGAGACAUCAAACCCCAGAACCUGCUGCUGGAUCCUGAGACGGCUGUGCUCAAACUCUGUGACUUCGGCAGCGCUAAGCAGCUGGUCCGUGGAGAGCCAAAUGUGUCCUACAUCUGCUCACGGUACUACAGAGCUCCUGAACUCAUCUUCGGAGCCACUGACUACACUUCCAGCAUAGACGUAUGGUCAGCAGGCUGUGUGCUGGCUGAGCUGUUGCUAGGGCAACCGAUUUUCCCCGGUGACAGUGGAGUGGAUCAGCUUGUGGAGAUCAUCAAGGUUUUGGGCACGCCUACCCGUGAGCAGAUUCGAGAGAUGAACCCCAAUUACACAGAGUUCAAGUUUCCUCAGAUAAAGGCCCACCCAUGGACUAAGGUGAGUCAACAGGUGUUCCGGCCACGCACACCUCCAGAAGCCAUCGCUCUGUGCUCUCGUCUGUUGGAGUACACACCCACGGCUCGGCUCACGCCGCUCGAGGCCUGCGCACACUCGUUCUUUGACGAGCUGAGAGACCCGAACAUCAAACUGCCCAAUGGGAGGGAGAAGCCGUCGCUGUUCAACUUCACCACUCAAGAAUUGUCCAGUAACCCAUCCUUGGCUACCAUCUUGAUUCCUGCUCAUGCACGUAAUCAAGCAGGUGCCUCCACCCCCACCAAUGCCUCCAGCACUACAGAUGCCAACAGUGGAGAACGCGGUCAGACCACCAACGCAGCCUCUGCCUCUGCCUCCAACACCUCCACCUGAGUGUCCCAGCCGUUUACCAAUCCAGCCUGGGCCCAAUCCGGACGACGCCCUACCAGUUCCCCAGAUCAGUGGGCGGGGUUUAAACCAUCCAGCCACAACACUUAAUGAAACCGCAAGCGCCAAACCAUAAUUUCAGUGCUUUUAGUGCUGUCCAAACCGAGUUCCCGGACAUGUACAGAACCGUGAUAAUGGAGAGGGUGAAAGAGAGAGAGAGGUGAGCAGUGGCACAGGGGGGGGAGAACUCGCACCAUCAAUCCUGUGGACAAUCUCUUAAUCAAAGCAAUCCAGUAGCCGAAUCCAUCCUCUUCCAUCUCAGUUUAGCGAGCCUGCUGUUCAAAUGGGCUGCCCUCGCUCUACCCCUCUCUCUGUCACUCCCUCUCUCUUUCUCCCUCUCUCUUUCACUCCACCACUGUCUUAUAUACACCAUCUGUCCUUCCUCAUCCUCAUCCACCUCCCCCUCACACCACUUCACUUUUAGUGCAUGGCUUGAAUUUGGUUGGGAGCACUCAGUAACUUAAAGGUACAAGAAGUCGCUAAAAGCAACAUUUGUUUGUAUCGUGUAUGAAUAUACAGUAUGUGUGUGUGUAUGUAUGUAUAUAUGUGUGUGUGUGUGUAUGUAUGUAUGUGUGUGUGUGUGUAUGUAUGUAUGU
Ictalurus punctatus (channel catfish) is the source of this 2715-nucleotide messenger RNA. It is a transcript of the gene gsk3ba, whose product is annotated as glycogen synthase kinase 3 beta, genome duplicate a. NCBI's taxonomy places the organism in Eukaryota, Metazoa, Chordata, Actinopteri, Siluriformes, Ictaluridae. Gene Ontology annotation, biological process: extrinsic apoptotic signaling pathway in absence of ligand; negative regulation of canonical Wnt signaling pathway; protein phosphorylation. The coding region runs from base 788 to 2065 and encodes 425 amino acids. The transcript is spliced from 11 exons. Gene Ontology annotation, cellular component: nucleus; beta-catenin destruction complex; axon. The record is from RefSeq and is a predicted model, not a curated record. Gene Ontology annotation, molecular function: protein serine/threonine kinase activity; ATP binding; beta-catenin binding.